GAUUGGGCGCGGAGGGGCCGCGGGCGGUGAUUGAUCGGGCGCGGCGCGGGUUGGCGGGAGGGCGGAGCGAGCAGCAGCCGCCGCUGCCGCCCCGAUGCCGGCGGGCGCCGAGCAGCCGGGGGGCGCCGCGGAGCAGCCGACCGCGCAGGGCCCGGCGUCCUCGGGCCGCCGCCGCGCGCCGCCGCCCGCUGCCGAGCAGGGGGAGGAGUCCGGUGGCAGCCGGGUGCUGAGGGGCGGCCGGGAGCGGGGUCGGGCCGCCGCCGCGGGGGGAGCCGCCGCUGCCGCCUCCCGCCGCCGCAAGGCCGAAUAUCCCCGCCGCCGGCGGAGCAGCCCCGGGGCCCGGCCCGCCGCCGAGCAGCCCGCCGCCGAGACACCGCCCACCGCUAGGAAGACGCCCCGAGCCGGGUGCACUGAUAAAGCAGCUUUUAAAGAGACUGCAAUGGGUGUUUCAGAUCCCAAAGAAGAGAAGGAAGAGGAGGAAGUUUCCAGCGCCCUCAGCCACGACUCUGCCGUCGGCACAGCGAGGCCCAGCAGGAGCUGGCGCAGCAGCAGGUCAGCUGCUGCGGCCCGCCAGCGCGGCACCGAGAACUCACGUGCCUCCAGAUCCAAGACUGGUUCCCUGCAGCUCGUCUGCAAGUCGGAGCCAAACACAGACCAGCUGGGAUACGAGGCCACAGAAGAACACCAGUCUCCAGCUGGAAUUAGUGAUGAGGAGGAGGAAAUGCUCAUCAGUGAGGAGGAAGUUCCCUUCAAAGAUGAUCCAAAAGAUGAAACCUACAAGCCCCACCUAGAGAAGGAAGCACCAAAGCAAAGAAGGAAAGCUGGCAAGGGGAAGGAGGAAAAAGAGAAACAGAAAGAGAUUAAAGUGGAAGUGAAAGAAGAGAGUGAGUUUCGGGAAGAUGAAGAACCACCAAGGAAGAGGGGAAGGAGGAGAAAGGAUGACAAGAGCCCGCGGUUGCCCAAGCGAAGGCAAAAGCCACCGAUACAGUAUGUCCGUUGCGAGAUGGAAGGCUGCGGCACUGUCUUGGCUCACCCACGUUACCUGCAGCAUCACAUAAAGUACCAGCACUUGCUGAAGAAAAAAUACGUGUGUCCUCAUCCCUCCUGUGGUCGGCUUUUCCGACUCCAGAAGCAGCUCCUGCGGCAUGCCAAACACCACACAGAUCAAAGGGAUUACAUCUGUGAGUACUGUGCCCGGGCAUUUAAGAGCUCCCAUAACUUGGCGGUGCACCGGAUGAUCCAUACAGGCGAGAAGCCCUUGCAGUGUGAGAUCUGUGGGUUCACUUGCCGGCAGAAGGCCUCCCUAAACUGGCACAUGAAGAAGCAUGAUGCGGACUCCUUCUACCAGUUCUCCUGCAACAUUUGCGGCAAGAAAUUCGAGAAGAAGGACAGUGUCGUGGCCCACAAAGCCAAGAGCCACCCCGAAGUGCUCAUUGCCGAAGCACUGGCUGCCAAUGCGGGUGCCCUGAUCACCAGCACCGACAUCCUGGGCACUAAUCCUGAGGCCAUUGCACCGUCCACUGAUGGCCAGGGCCUCCCCCUCCUUCCUGAUCCUCUGGGAAACGCUGCCCCAGCGGAUUGUCUGCUGCUGAACCCCGACGGGAUGCCGAAGACGUACUGCGGUGGGGCGGAACGCGUGAGCCUGGUGGCUGACGGCAAGCUUUUUGUGGGCAGCGGCAGCAGCGCGAACCCAGAGGGGCUGGUUAUGAACACAGAGAUCCUGGGGGCUACCACGGAGGUGCUCAUUGAAGAUUCCGACUCCCCUGGGCCCUAGUGGACAGGGAGCACCUGGGUGCUGGGACAGUUUGGACUCUGUAUUUAAAAGGUGAAAAAAAACCAAGAGGAGACAAGAGAGAAAAGUUAAACAGAACUGACAAUACUACUAAAUAACCGAAGGGUCUGCUCCCCUCCAGUGUGGAUCACAGCACAUCCUCUUCUCCCAACCACUUCUCUCUCUCCCACCGCUCCUUUGUAGGAAGGGGCGCAUGCUGCCAUUACCAGAGCACAUUGGACUGAGCGAUGGAUUUCUCCAAGGGAGGGGGGGACUGCUGAAACCUAUCGCUCUGCCCCAAAGCAGAUGCCUUUUUGACUCCUUGAUGUGGCCCCACUCGCAAGCUAAAAGGCGUUCACUGUGCUCUGGACAAGUCUCGUAGGACUCCCUCUCACCCUGGUCCUGACUUCUAUGCAUCCCUGCACUCUGGUCCCUGCAGGCUCGUUCUUCCUCCCGGGGUGGGAGUCUGGCUCGGCACUUUAGGCCCCUCGGCAGAGAGAGCUGUGGAGCCAGAGAGAGCUGUGGAGCGGUGCACGCCCCUCUCCCCACUGUGCUCCCAUGCUCCAGCUCUGGCAGGCACUCAAGGGAACGCCCUGGCCCAUAGAUCAUGUUUGCUUGGAGAGGCCCGGGGGCUACGGGAGCCCUGCGUGGGAGAGGCAAGGAGGAGCAUCCCAGUCUGACGACAGCAAUUUGCACUUUGAACAUGUUUCGUUUUUGUGUUGUGGUAACAAGAUUCCUUAUUUAUUGAUUAAAAAAGGGUCGGUAUUUUUUAGUUCUGUUCUUAGGGGGGUGGAGGUGGAAGGGGUUCAAGCUGUUUCCCAGUAGGCUCCUUCGCGCCAGCGAGCCGCGAGGAGUAUCGUGCCAUCGUGACACAGCUGGGAGAGCCGGGGCAAAGGCAGCGUUCUGGAGUCAGAUGUCUUCUGCAGCUUCUCCAGAGUAGGGGGAGAGCAGGAGGAUGAGGUGAGUGGCAGAAUAGCUGACUGUUGUUUCCCUCCCUCCAGGUUGGGGUGAGCUCCCCGCAUUAAAUGCUCUCUUUGCCUCCUCCCUGCUCCCUUGCCUUUCAAGGCAGAACAUCUUUAGCCAGGAACUUGUUCUCAGGGCUUAGGACAGUUGUGAGCUGUGUGCUGCUGGGUGAUGUUGUGCUCCUCAUCCCCCUUUGCCUCUCCUCAGGUCUAGACGGAGAUGCCAAAGGAGGGGCUGGGAAUGGCUGUUUCAGGCUUGUUUGUCCAUGGAAACAGACUGAUUCUGCUGCUCUCCCUGCCCCUGUUUUUUGGUGGGGGGGUGAGUGGCUGUGUUCACAAAGCUGCUCUUUUCUGCGCAAACACCCUUACUUUUGGAACGUGGCAGUUCAAAUGUUGCCUGUCAGUAUAGUUGGGACAGCUCUGAGCUCUUGGAAAAGUUUACAUUGGGUAUCAUGUGUCUGCUAUGGAGACUUGGAUCUUUUAUGCUCUUACCUGGAACUUUGUGUGGAGAAUCAGUGGCCUUGAAUUCAUAGUAGUUUUGGAAGAGGUGAAGAAUAACCUGGGGUUUUGUUUGCCUGUUGUUUUGGUUGGGUUUGUGUGGUUGGGAGCAGAGCUGAAGGAUCUUGUCUGAGCACAAGGUCAGCUAUGUUGACCUGCAGCACCCAACGGCUGGGCAAAAUUGGGUGCCACGGGUCUGGAGAGCAACAAUAAGACAUGGAAUUCAAUUGGCAACUCUUUACAAGACAGUCACUGAAUACCCCCUCUAUCCCCUGUGCUGCCUGGGAAUCCCAGUGUGGCCCGAGCCUGGCAGCGUUUAUGGGGCCGUUGGUCCAGAUUUGCGCUCUCCCUUCCCCCCUAUACACUGAUGUCUUUGUCAGAGCAAGUUGGAACACUUCUGUCGUCAGGGCUGUUCAAGGCUGAGCAGUUUGCAGCGCUGGUGCCUUAUGCCUGGGGUGUGGGGAUCCCCCACAGCAGCAGCAUGGCUCCCAUUCCUGCAGGAGAUGUGUCUGGCCACGAGCCUGUCCUGGAGAUGAGGGCCCAGCGUACCUGAACAUGGGUCUCCUGGGGCAAUGCAGGUCAGGACCACGGUGGUAUCAUGUUUAACUAUAAACCGGUUUCUGCAGUUGGGAUGACCCAAUCUCUUUCUUGGAUCAAAUUAUUGUGAUUUCCAGCAGGAAUCUUUUGGGUGGCCAGGCAGUCCCCUCCUCUAUCAAAUCAGAGAGAGGCAGCACGAUGAAAGAUGUUAAAACUUGACCCUCCAGGUCUUGCGUCCAGAGAGGCUUGGGGCUGGUCAAGCACAUUGUCUGGUGAUGUCUCCUGGCCACCAGCAGCAGAUGGGCUUGAGAAGUGUGGGUUGGCCACGCUGUCUAAAAGCUGCCUGCAGACUGUGCUGCUGGAUCUGCUUUUCGUGCCCUGCCCUGUGCCCCGUGGGCGCUGUGGAGCAGGCAGAGUCUUGCACAGAACACUAAACGGAGAGCUUGGGGUUUUGUUUCCUGAGAGACGGCACUGAAAUGCUUUUGAGUCAAGGGCUUGCUCACGUCUGGUGCCGGGCACCAGGCUGGGAGGCAAGAAAGGCUGCCUCAUCCUGCAUCUGCCCCAACCACCCCGAGCGGAGCAGAGUUUGUUAUCAGCCGUGUUUCUGGGACACAGGAUCAAGCAGCUCAUUUGCUUCCUGGCCUGGACACCUCUGAUCCCUGCCACUACCCACCUUGUCCUUCCAUGCACACCUCUUGUAGCUCUCCUUUUUCUUUUCCUGGUCUCGGCCGGUUGCCUGUGUCCCCUCUAACCACAGCCUGCUAACCCCUGUGCAGGAGAGACUGGUGUAGCUCCCUUCCUGCUCCCCUCUGGAACCCAAGAACUGACACAGUCCUCCUGCAGCUCCUCCCCUCAAUGUCUCUCCUUCACUCGCAUGCAGUUUGCUUCAAUAAAUUAUUGUAGUAGUUUGCAAUAAACUCUUUUGUAUUUUUU
Molecule: messenger RNA, 4701 nt
Organism: Cuculus canorus (common cuckoo)
Lineage: Eukaryota; Metazoa; Chordata; Aves; Cuculiformes; Cuculidae
Gene: ZFP91
Product: ZFP91 zinc finger protein, atypical E3 ubiquitin ligase
Exons: 11
Coding region: 95-1774 (559 amino acids)
Biological process (GO): regulation of transcription by RNA polymerase II
Cellular component (GO): nucleus
Molecular function (GO): transcription coregulator activity
Source: RefSeq, a predicted model, not a curated record